Messenger RNA from Colletotrichum chrysophilum, 2358 nucleotides. RefSeq lists its product as uncharacterized. Lineage: Eukaryota; Fungi; Ascomycota; Sordariomycetes; Glomerellales; Glomerellaceae. Gene Ontology annotation, molecular function: RNA polymerase II cis-regulatory region sequence-specific DNA binding; DNA-binding transcription factor activity, RNA polymerase II-specific; zinc ion binding. The coding region runs from base 1 to 2358 and encodes 785 amino acids. The record is from RefSeq and is a predicted model, not a curated record. The transcript has 4 exons. Gene Ontology annotation, cellular component: nucleus. Gene Ontology annotation, biological process: DNA-templated transcription; positive regulation of transcription from RNA polymerase II promoter by galactose.
AUGUCAUUAUCGGGCCCCAUCGGCGACGACCCGGCCGGCUCACUCCCUCCGGACCCGGCCUCCGUCAGCAUGGCCUUUGCAUCUGCCGAUCAGGCAUGCAAGGAGUGCAGGCGGCGCAAGGCCAAGUGCAACCGGGCCAUACCGACAUGCAACCUGCACCUCACCGAGGUUGAGGAGAGGUUGGAGCGGGCCGAGGCACUCAUCACACAUAUGCGGACUCUGCUUCCGACCAACACCAGGCCGGGCUCCUCCCUAGCCACGCCCGGGAGACCCGAGCCACCGGCUCCGCGUGUCGAUGAGCCUUUUGACUUCUCGAAGUUGGAUUCGCCGGACGAAGCCGGCGCCAAUGUCCCGUCAUCACAACCUCUGCCUAUUGAGGCAGAUCUUGGCGCGCUUCCGCUUAGCGAUCCUGAGCCGGCCCAUCAACUCCAACCAGCCCGGGCUUCUGUCUCGCGACAUGCAACUUCAUCAUCCGCGCCGGGGUUGCACACAACCUCCAACAUAGCCCGUCCUCAGCGACAGAAUCAUCAUCAUCACCCAGCAAACGACAUCGCCCACCGAGACCUCAACCUCCUCGAAGCGCACCCCACAGAUGACUUCAAGUGGGACGAGCAGGAGACCCUAACAAACUACUCCGCCUCCCCGGAAGCGAUCCAAGAGACAGACUCCAAUGGCGAGGCCACCAUCGCAGACGGCAUGGCAACCCUCGCCGUCAGCGAGAAGGAGUCCGGCUACCUCGGUGUCGCCUCCGGCGCCGCCCUCCUCCGCCUCCUGGAACCCUCGACCCCGCGCCGCAGAACCCAGUCCUCAUCCUCGCGCGCAGGCCCCGUCAGCCACAUGCAAUACGCCCUCACUCCACAGCCAGAUCCCAACAGACACAUCACCGACGCCAUGAUAGACGCCUACUUCCGGCUCUACCACGUCAGCUACCCCAUCAUCCACGAGGCGACCUUCCGCGCGCAGUACGCCGGCGUCAUCCCCCGCCCCAGCGGCGACUGCUGGCUCGUCCUGGCGUACACCGUCGCCGCCAUCGGCGUCUACACGACGGCCACCACCCUCGACAACCUCGACAUGUCCCUCUUCGCGCAGGCCCGCUCGAUCCUGUCCUUCAAUUUCCUCGAGGUGGGCAACCUGACGCUCGUCCAGGCGCUCACCCUCAUCUCCAACUACCAGCAGAAGAGAGACAAGCCGAACUCGGGGUACAACUACCUCGGCCUCGCCGUGCGCAUGGCCAUGGGCCUUGGGCUACAUAAAGAGUUCCAAGGCUGGAACAUCUCGCCCCUGAACAUGGAGAUCCGCCGACGCGUGUGGUGGUCCCUAUGUGUCUUUGACGUCGGCGCAACGAUAACCUUCAGCCGGCCCUCUGUCUUUCCAUCUGAGGGUGUCGAUGUCUCCCUCCCCCUCAAUGUUGAUGACAAGUCCCUAACCGCAAUCUCCAAGUCCUACCCGCCCGAGACGGAGGGUAUCACGCCAUACACAGCAGUCCGGACCCAAGCAUCUUUCCACAUCGCCACGACCCCAAUCUACACCCGCGUCAUCUCCAAACCCCUCCCCUCCGCAGACGAAAUGCUCCGUCUGGACCAGGACCUCCUCGAGCCCUGGCUGUCCAGCAUCCCCCCCUACUUCUCCGAAGCAGCAACGAACCCUCCCCCGCCGCCCAAGUACGCCCUCGCCCACGCCGUGAUGAACUGGCGAUACCGCAACCUGCGCAUCAUAAUGUACCGCCCCUUCGUCAUCCGCCGCGCCCUCCAAGCCCGCGACAGGCGCGCAGACGACUCCCCCUCCAACACCAGCGCCUACGAAAAGUGCCUCGCCGACGCAAAGGCCACGAUCACCAGCAUUAGCGACUUCUGGGACCGCAACGAGCACAACCGCCUGGGCGCGUGGUACGCCCUGUACUUCCUCUUUCAAGCCGCUCUGAUCCCCUGCAUCUGCCUCCGCAACGACCCAACCUCCCCCAACGCCGCCGACUGGCGGCACCAAGUCACCACGACCACGCGCUGCAUCGCUGCCCUCGCGCCCGUGAACUCGAGCUCCUCGCGCUGCUACCAAGUCAUAGUCGACCUCUGCGGCCGCUUCCUCGACAGCAGCGUCAUCGCCAGCCACGCACCGCCCGCUGCUCCGCCGUCCACCGCUGCCCAAGAAGCACGUUCGACGCCGAACUACGACGCUCUUGAGGUUGCCUCUGAGCCCAUUGACGAAAGUCCGCAGACGCAGAUCAACAGCGUGUUCUCGAUGAUGUGGCCCAAUGUGCCGCCCAUGGAGGCGGCGGAUGUGGUUAUGGGCGACGAUGCGUGGAUGGAGUUCUUGAAGGGCGGGAGCGGCGGCGAUGGGGAUGGCAUGUGGUUCGAAAGUUAG